Messenger RNA from Papaver somniferum (opium poppy), 1422 nucleotides. Its product is annotated as ribonuclease P protein subunit p25-like. The record is from RefSeq and is a predicted model, not a curated record. Lineage: Eukaryota; Viridiplantae; Streptophyta; Magnoliopsida; Ranunculales; Papaveraceae. Gene Ontology annotation, molecular function: RNA binding. The transcript is spliced from 9 exons. Bases 143 to 925 code for a protein of 260 amino acids.
CGUUAGGGCAGUUCUUAAGAAGAGUCUCGACUUGGGACUAUAUAUAGAAGAGAAGUGCCCAACUAAGCAAGUUUAGGGCGUAACAGAAGAAACGAAGCCGGAGAAGAGGGCAGUUCUACAGGAGGACCUAAAAGGAGUAGAAAUGGAUCGGUACCAGAGAGUGGAGAAACCCAGAGCAGAUACACCCAUAAGUGAGAAUGAGAUACGGAUAACUACUCAAGGGAGAAUGCGCAACUAUAUCACUUACGCCACUGGUUUGCUUCAGGAAAAAGGCUCUGAUGAGAUUGUCUUUAAAGCAAUGGGCAGAGCAAUCAACAAGACCAUAAUGAUUGUGGAGUUGAUCAAGAGGAGGAUUGCUGGUCUUCACCAGAUAACAUCAAUUGGAUCUACUGACAUUACUGAUACAUGGGAGCCCCUAGAGGAAGGCCUUCUUCCUCUGGAAACGACAAGGCAUGUGUCAAUGAUUACAAUUACUCUGUCAAAGAAGGACCUUGAUGCAUCCUCGAUCGGGUACCAGUCUCCAUUGCCAGCUGAUCAGGUUAAACCUUGGACAGAGUUUGAUUAUGAAGGAGACGGGUCACCUCGUGCUUCUGGCAGGGGUCGGGGACCUCGUGGUGGUCGCGGUAGGGGAAGGGGUGGAAGAGGGAAUGGCUUUGUGUCUGGUGAUGAUUAUGGAGAAGGUGGUGGUUGGGACAGGGGUCGCAGCUUCCCCCGGGGUGGUUGGGGUCGUGGGUUCCGUGGCCGUGGAAGGGGUGGGUACAACGGUCCUAGAGAAGAGACCGAGCAAGAUGGUGGAGGAUAUAACAAUGAAGCACCUCAAGGCCGAGGACGUGGUCGUGGGCGAGGAGGCCGGGGAAGGGGUUGUGGCUUUAGAUCAAAUGGUCUGUCCCAUAUUGCUGCUGAUGCUGCUGUUGAAAGCGCAUAAUUGGCCCAUCCUCUUUAGAUUGCAACGCCAAUUUGGAUGUUAAUGAAGUGUUUUGAAUGGCUGCUCAUCUUUUGCUACAUGUUUAGGCUCUUUUUAUCUUCCUAGAAUAUGUAUAUCGACCCUGAACCAUAUUGCUGCUGAUGCUGCUGUUGAAAGCGCAUAAUUGGCCCAUCCUCUUUAGAUUGCAACGCCAAUUUGGAUGUUAAUGAAGUGUUUUGAAUGGCUGCUCAUCUUUUGCUACAUGUUUAGGCUCUUUUUAUCUUCCUAGAAUAUGUAUAUCGACCCUGAACCAACGAUAUGUAAUGCGGCGGCUGAAAGUUUCUUGCAGUGCCUCCCAAGUUUUUUCCCGAAUUUCCCUUGGUAGAAUAUAGAUGAACAGUAGGUGCUACAAUUAACUAAAUGUAGAUUUCCCCCCUAACUCAGGCCUGAGCAGCACAUUCUUCAAUUUUUGUAAUUUUCUCCUAAAUCGAUGGUUCUCAGUGGUUGAUUAAUCUUUC